AUGGAUAUAACUAGUCGGACUUAUGCGUCUAAUUUGAUGAAUUCAUUAUUUAGACUGUAUAAAUUUAACUUGAUCGAUAUAAUUCUUUUGAAUGGUAACUGUUUAACGGCUUUCAGACAAUGUAUUCAUUUAUUUAUUAUCUCAGAUGUCAGUGAUACUUCUCAGGACGCAAAUGUAUACUCUGUAAAUUCUGUCAUUUCUCAUCCUCAUCUCUCAUUAAUCAUCAGUGCCCAUGAUGAUCGUCAAAUUCGAUUUUGGGAUUCGUUAAGUGGCAAAUGUGUUCAUUCAUUGACUGCUCAUUUGGAUUCAGUAACAACACUCAGUUUGAAUUCGAAAGGAACAUUAUUACUCUCAGCAAGUCAUGACUGUUCCAUACGAAUAUGGGAUAUCAAUACAAAAUUGUGCAUUCAAGAAAUUACAGGUCAUAGGAAAAAAUUCGGUGAAGCUAUCAAUGCAGUUGCAUUUCAUCCAACACAACAUUUUAUGGCUAGUGCUGGAUCUGAUGCAUUGGCCAAAGUAUACGUUUAA
Molecule: messenger RNA, 528 nt
Organism: Schistosoma margrebowiei
Lineage: Eukaryota; Metazoa; Platyhelminthes; Trematoda; Strigeidida; Schistosomatidae
Source: the annotation of a GenBank genome assembly